Colletotrichum fioriniae is the source of this 900-nucleotide messenger RNA. NCBI's taxonomy places the organism in Eukaryota, Fungi, Ascomycota, Sordariomycetes, Glomerellales, Glomerellaceae. The record is from RefSeq and is a predicted model, not a curated record.
AUGGGUUCCAACGUCGGCCUUGACCUCCGUGGUCUCACCCCCGCCCCCGUCACCCCCUUCAACAAGGACGGCAGUGUAGACUACAACGCCAUUCAUCGUCUCGGCUCCUGGCUCGGCAGCAUCUCAGGCGUCAAGGGUCUUGUCGUUCUCGGCCAUGCCGGCGAGGGCACCUUUUUGACGCAAGACGAACAACUCGCCGUCAUCAAGGCCUUUGUCAAAUCCGUCGACAACCGCAUCCCCAUCAUUGCCGGUAUCACGGGAGAAGGCACCGAAGUAGCGGCACUAGAGGCCAAGCGCGCCCGUGAAGCCGGCGCCUCGGCUGGCCUCUUGUACCCAUCGCACGGCUGGCUCCGCUUCGGCUACCAGCCUGGCGCUCCACAGGACCGGUACAAGCGCGUCUUUGAGGUCAGCGGACUGCCACUGAUUCUGUUCCAAUAUCCGGACGUAACAAAGGCGACGUACAACUUACAGACUCUACUCGAUAUUUCGGCGCAUCCCGGCGUCUUUGCGAUGAAGAAUGGCGUCCGAAAUAUGAGACGGUGGGACACUGAGAUUCCCGUCAUCCGAAAGGAGAGGCCGGAUCUCCAGAUUCUCACCUGCCAUGACGAGUAUCUUUUGCACACCGCUUUUGAUGUCGACGGUUUCCUGGUUGGCUACGGCAAUAUUGCGCCCGAGGCUCUGAUUGAGUUGAUUAAGGCGGGCAAGGCCAAGGAUUACCCCAGAGCGAGGGAGAUCCACGAUAAGUUGUUGCCGGUGACCAAGGCCGUGUACCAUCGAGGAUCGCACAUGGAGGGCACUGUGGCGCUGAAGCACGCGUCACCUUUGUUGCCAUUGGAGGACGGAGCGGAGAGCGAGAUCUUUGCAGCCGUCUCUGCAGCCUCGCUCGCGCGUGUGAAAUAG